Xenopus tropicalis (tropical clawed frog) is the source of this 2421-nucleotide messenger RNA. RefSeq lists its product as uncharacterized. The record is from RefSeq and is a predicted model, not a curated record. The transcript is spliced from 4 exons. NCBI's taxonomy places the organism in Eukaryota, Metazoa, Chordata, Amphibia, Anura, Pipidae. The coding region runs from base 357 to 680 and encodes 107 amino acids.
GGAAAAGAGAAACCACUAUAACCACUUUAAACAAGGAGCAGCCAUUAAGGGAAGGGUACUAUUAUUCAGACAGGGAAAUUUUAGACUGAGAGACCAAUCAGUGAAGUAACACUAAUGACCCAUGAGGUGGUAACUGCAGACAGAGUAAUAUGUAGGAGAUGUGAUUAAGGGAGGGGAGUGUGAGGGAGAGGGAGGAGUGCAGUUCGUAAGUAAAAGAACAGGCUGACUGGAAAGUUUACAAAGAGUGAAUUAGGGACUUGGCAGACUGAUGGGAGUAAGGCAAGGUUGCAGCUUCCCAUACAGAGUCACACAGACUGACAAACAGCCCGGAGGAGGGUGAAGUGUGAGGGGCCGACAUGUCUGGGACUCGCCGGCCGAGUCUGCUCUCAGGAUCGCAGGGGACCACAGCAGGAUACACUGGACUUUCCAAUAUGUUUAGGACCACGCAGACCUGGAGAUCCCCAGUGAACCCUACCAACAGCAGCAUCCCUGGCCCCGAGCUCAAGAGUGGGCUGGUUCCAGGUCUGAUUGCAGCCACAAUCUUCAUUAUGUUCCUGCUCUGCCUGUAUGCAAUACUGUGGCGGUGCAUGGUGUCGCAGGCAAACAGGCACAACAAGCGGCACAGGAAGAAGCCGCCUCCCACCAGCCAGAAACCUCACAAGCCCCUUUGUGCUGUGUGACCUUAUCAUUCUGUGAAUGGAAAAUAGGAUUGUUGGGUCCUGGACUUUCAUGCUACUGAGAAACCUUCACACCAGCACAAACUUCAUCAGAAUGGCACUGCUUCAUUCCAUGGCACCUACCGCAAUAUUAUUGCACUCUUUCACGUUCUAGGAUUUCCCUUAAAGAGGAUUAAAGUUUUAUAUAUAUAUAUUUUUUUUUUCUCCAGGAAGCAGAAAACAGUAUUAAUUUGGUUGGUGGCAAGGGCAGUUUCCAGAAAGACUGCAGAUCAUUGCACCUUAUCACCGGAGACUGAUUCUGUGUUAUAAAUAAAGACUUGGUUUGUAAACUGUGUACUCCCUUUGGACCCAUCCAUUUGACUAAAAUGGUUUAUGGCCUCUAAUACCCAAGGUACACUACGUGUAAUAGCUUAAAGUUCUUCAGAUGUCCUACAGCCAAUGAAUGUGCACAACUGGCACUUGCCUCAAAGCCUACUUAGAAAUGAGAAUAAGCAAUCCGGUGGGAGCUACAGAUGGAAGUGUUGCAACAAACAGUUGGUUCCACUUGCUGCAUUUCAGGUUACACUUUGUAUGCUUCUGUUUGAAACAUUUGCACAAGGUAUGUACUAACAACUGUUGCCUGUAUCAGUCUAGCUGCUGUUAAACUACAAAUCAUUGAUCCAGGAGGCAUAGAGACACUUGUGGCUCUUCAGCUGGUCUGCAAUGAGCCCCCAUACAUUAGCUAACUGGAGAUGGAGUUGGAUAUACUAACAUUGGUGAUACACUAGUUCAGUUACGCACAUAUGUUAGUAAAUCAGCUCUAAGGACUGAUUUACUAACAUAGGUGUUUAAAGGGGAUGUAAAAUGCCUAUAUAGAUCCUUAGCUCUAAAUUAAAAAAUGUUGUAUUAUAUGUCAGAUAAAUAUUUAGUACCUGUUUUGAGAUGCAAGUGAUCGUUUCUGUAGCUUACUCUUCUCUUCCUUGAUGGCAAUCCCCCCCAACGUGUGAUUUAUUAUAUUAUUGGCAGCCCCUCUGAUGCUUAACUGUUACACAGGGGUCAGUGGUGUUCUGAAAUUGCUGCCCCCGAGAGUGCCAGGGAGUAGGAUGGCAAGCGGCCGCUGAACUUCAAGGGGGAAUGUCAUCAAGGGAGAGAAAAACAAGCCGCAGAAACAAUCGCUUGUAUCUCAGGUACAAUAUUUUUAACAGAUGUAUAUUACAAAGUUUUAUAAUUCUGUGCUAAGAAUCUAUAUAUGUAUUCUACAAAGAUGACUUUACUUCCCCCUUUAAUCAUAGGUCAGUAACCUAAGUAAUAUAUCCAGGUUUAUGUACACUGUAGCCAAUGCACAGGAUAAAACACUGUUGUAUGAAUGAUUGAGUGAGAGAUGUUUGGAGCAUGUAAAUAAUAGCAUAAUAAUAGUGUUGCGGUCAACCUUAAAAGACUACAGAAUAACACUGUUUCUGCAGGGGGUUGUUGACGAGUACUUUUUCCAAAUAAAAUUGUGCAAAAUGAUUAGCAUCAAUUCGAAACUGUAUUUCUCCUAAAAUAGAAAUGACAUUUAUGUCUAAAUGGAAAGGAUGUUUAUACAUAUGUAGAAAUGAUGUGUAUAUAGCUGUAAUAAUGGGCAUUCUUGCCAGCUACUGCUUCAAGUGAUAUGAGUGACAGUCGGUUCCAUAAUAAACUGUACAAAAUACAACUGCAGAAACUCAACUCUCCUGUCAUCCCUUAUACUUAUCGGUUAUUCUUGAAUAAAUCUCUAUGCUUUUUA